Molecule: messenger RNA, 1998 nt
Organism: Anopheles cruzii
Lineage: Eukaryota; Metazoa; Arthropoda; Insecta; Diptera; Culicidae
Exons: 2
Coding region: 316-1908 (530 amino acids)
Source: RefSeq, a predicted model, not a curated record
UGCAAAUAUUCUGUGAACUGAUUUACUAGAGAACACUGCGUAGUACAUUCCAUCAUCCCGUCAUCGUGACAAUCGCGAAAUAUCAUCAUUAAAUCAGUGACUAUCGUUGUCUCAGUUCCGGCGCCGUGCGUCGUGAUUGACGGUUGAGAGAUCGUCUCGUGAAAACUCGUUCAACCGUCCAACGCCGUGGGGAGUCUUUUUUACGGACAGUGCACUAAACGACAACAACAUCUCGGAGCGUUAGCAAAAGUUUAGCAAAUUCGAAUCGGUAUCGCGCGUGCGAUUUAGUUCUUCUAAGGAGAGAGAGAGCGAGCGAUGUCCUUCCUACGCACGUUUCGCUCGAAUCUGAUCCUCAGCACGGCACCGCCAGAAAGCAAGACCGGUUCGAUGAAAGCGUCUGCGGCCCCAAGUGGGCCCGGUGCUGGCCGGAGAAACUCUUCUCAACACGAGGAACGAGUUGCGAGUGGCACCACUCGGCGAAGCAGUGGAACGGUGGGACUUUCCGGUCGCAACGCUGGUCGCCACAGUGGCGCAGACGGUGGGCGAUAUGGUAAGGAAAAUCCGGCCCCCAUCGUGGUGUACCUGGACAAGCCGGGACAGGAGGCGAAGAAACCGGCCAGCAUCUUGCGGACGAACACGUUCACCACGUCGUCUAAGUCCAAGCCCACCGAUCACAGUCCGGAGCCGGAGCAGAUUCGCUACGCAACGGCAGCCAUCACCCGGAGCAAUACGUUCACGAUCGACGAACCGGAUGAUGUGUCCACUGGCCACACUGGCACUUAUACCCGCCGUGGAACGAUGGAUGUGUUCGAGCCGCUGUACGUGAAAAAUAUCGAGCUUGACUCGCAUGAGCUUCCGGUGGUCGUGGACACGCGCACCUAUCGCAAAAAGUCGCGCAGCACUUCGAAGCCGGUUCAAAAGGUCGAGAGUUUCAUCAAGCGCUUCGAGCGGACGCUCUUCAACAAACACGGUUCCAGCGAGCGCCGGAAGCAGUCGGUGGGAUCAGCGCGCAAGAACUCGACCUCCGCUUCGGGCGCCGCUGAUGCUGGGCCCCGGUUUCGCGAUGUUGGCAUCAACUGCAAGCUGGACGAGGAGGACCGCUUCCGGGCGAAAGUGGAAGCGAUGCGCAAGGUGCGCCAAGGGUCGCGCGAUUCCAUCACCAGUGUGCUGUCGACGGUGGCACGCCGCGAGCGCAGUCAAUCGCCCUCGCAGCGCUACACACUGUCCCACGAUCGCCGCUCGUCUUCGGCAAGCAGCUUCGCCCUGGCCCCGCUCGAGGAGCUCAGUAAUCGCCGCACGCCGUCACCACCGUACGGCGGAACGACGGUACCGCUGGCCGCCGUCGAUCGCCCGACCGAAAGCAGCUUCCUGAAGAGUCGCCAGAAGGAAAUAGAAAUGGGAUACAGUGUGGUGAACAAGCGCCAGCAUCCGCUAACCUUGCCCGCCGGCGAGCCGCGGACACCGGAGCGGGUUGGUCCGCACUCAACAAUCGUCAGCCGCAGCCGCCCGGCGGGCUAUGCGGAAGAAGACGUGCGCCCAGCGUCUACCCGGGAGCAACAUUACUCGACGUACGUGAUCGCGCGGAAUGCACCUUCCCGGGAAGACAAGGGGCCGCGUUUCCGGUCCGACACUUACCGAACGCUGAAGGAAGAGUACGAACAGCAGCAGGUGCACCAGCAAGCACAGCAACUGGCAACGAAACCGAUCGGGGUCGCCAGCCCGCUCUCCAAGAGCCCUGCACCGCUAGCGCCUUCCAAGGAUGCUACCGGCGAUCUGCCGAAGUACACGUUUGGUACGGAUCUGCAGCAGCGCCGGACCCGGUUUCAGCAGUUCCAACGUUCGUUCAAGAAGAUGGACGACAGCGCCUCGGAAGUGUCUGUCCAGCAGAGCUUCUUUGUGCCCCUCUAGGGUCGCCAGAACGUUUGCCCGAAGCAGGGCCUGUCGUUUUAAAAGCAAUUAAACAACUAUAACACCAGAACUGAUGCGAGCAUACAGACU